Molecule: messenger RNA, 2957 nt
Organism: Cynoglossus semilaevis (tongue sole)
Lineage: Eukaryota; Metazoa; Chordata; Actinopteri; Pleuronectiformes; Cynoglossidae
Product: dual specificity tyrosine-phosphorylation-regulated kinase 4-like
Exons: 12
Coding region: 426-1994 (522 amino acids)
Biological process (GO): peptidyl-threonine phosphorylation; peptidyl-serine phosphorylation
Cellular component (GO): cytoskeleton; cytoplasm
Molecular function (GO): protein serine/threonine kinase activity; protein serine/threonine/tyrosine kinase activity; ATP binding
Source: RefSeq, a predicted model, not a curated record
UAUGUGUUUGACAGACUUUUGUUCCUGGAGUGAUUGAUGUCAUCAAGCCAUGAUGUAACUUCAUGAUUCCGGCUUUGAUCUCAUACUGUACCAGUCUUUGAUGAAAACGCAGUAAUGUUUCAUAAAUCCCACUCAGGGCAGGAGGUAGAAAGUAGUACAUACAACUGCAACAUCACAGAUGUCAUCUGUUGUGAAACAUUACAAAUAGGCGCCAGACUCCGUGCUGUCAGGUUAGAAAGAAUAAAAGUCUACAAACAGGCAGUAAUGCAACAUAAUAGAGACCAGUUGUUGUUUGAAACCCACACCAACUGGAUGCCUGCUGCCGUAACAUCAAAGAGGAAGAAAACCAUGGUUCUGUUGAUCGGCGUACCAGCGAUAAAGCAGCGUGUGAAUGAGGACCCAAUCUGAGACCAGUACAAGGCAACAUGAUGACUGUCCGACGGCACCCUUCAGAGUUAAAGAGCAACAAACCGCCUGUACUGCCACCCGUUAAACACCACGCCCAGAAAAUACAAAACGGUUUUUGCCCCAAACACCAAGCUGUCAAGCUGCCCUCUGUACCCAGGGGCCAACUCAACUACCCACUGGGACAGUCUCUUCCUACAAACAUUGUCAAAUCUCUGCAGACCACCUCUCAGCAGCCCACUGUUGCACGCCGGAGAAGUCUGCAGACCUCAGGAACACAGAUCUCAGGGUUUGUCAAGAAAAACCAAAGGGUGAUGUCCUCUGCCCGAAAACCGCCCCUGUCCAAAGAAGUUAUACAGAGACACGUCAAGCAGUAUCUGACCAAGUAUGAGCUGGAGGAAAUCAAGCGUUACAAGAAUGUGUGGUACCUGGGAGGUAUGAUCAAAAAGGUUCAGGGCUGCGACUCUGAUCCCAACAACUCUGGCUACGACAACAUGGAAGGAUUCUACAAAAUAGUCAUCAAUGACCAUCUGGCGUUCCGCUAUCAAAUCCUGGCGAUCCUUGGAAAAGGGUUUUCAGGGCAUGUUCUGAAAUGCAAGGAUCACAAGACCAUGGAACUGGUGGCGGUCAAGAUAAUCAGAAAUAAUAAGAGGAUUCCACAAAUGGCCAAGAAUGAACUGGAAAUUCUAGAAGCUCUACAAAAAUUUGACAAGAAGAGCACAGCCAACAUCGUACACAUGAAGGAGAAAUUUUACUUCCGCAACCACCUGUGCAUCACCUUUGAGCUCUACGAGAGGGACCUUAAAAAAGUGUUAAAAACUGACAUGCGAAGAGUCAACGAGACGGAGCUGAGGAAGUACACCAUGGACGUACUGCGAUGUCUGCAGCUCCUCCGAACAAAGAAAAUCAUCCACGGGGACAUAAAACCGGAAAACAUACUGAUCCAGAGGAAAGCUCUGGGACGACACGCAGCAGUCAGUGACUUUGGAGGAAGCUACUUUAAGAAAGACAGCUUCGAACACAAACCUCUUAUCCAUACAUUAAAUUAUGCAUCUCCUGAGGUUCUCCUGGGUGAAAAAUGUGGGCCGGCCACUGACAUGUGGAGCAUGGGCUGCAUGUUAGCUGAGCUUCACCUGGGCUUCGUGCUUUUUAAGGGACAUGACAACGAAAGCCAGUUCUGCCGUAUAAUGCAGGUGCUGGGCGUCCCGCCUAAAGAGCGGCUUUUAAUUUCACCACAGCAGCACAAGUAUUUUGAUCCCACAGGAAUCCCUAGAAGGAUUAGUGACAUCGCAGAUCAGAGCACCACUCUCGAACAUGUAUUGAAAGCGAGGAACCCUGAUUUUGUUGAUUUCAUAAAUCGUUGUCUUGAAUAUGAUCCAGAAAAACGUCUCACACCGAACCAGGCUCUAAACCAUCCCUGGAUACUGAACACAGGUGUCGUACGAUCUCGAUCAGACGCCUCAGUGUCGACCAGCAGGAUGCCCACAACCACCAUGCUGAAGAGAGAGACAGUUAUAUCUAAGCAGAUGCAGCCGAACAAGAAGACCAAAGCAGGGAAGGGAGGGAAUUUAAGAAUAAACAGAUAUUGACAAGUUGUUAACGUUUAAACAUUUAAAGUCUUAAAAGCACGGGGUGCUGCAGACAUAAUGACAUAAAGACGGCGUUUUCUUUUUAUAUUUGACUUUAUUUAUCCGUUGCCAUGGGGCGGGUCCCAUUAUUUCAUGAACCAAUCAAUGAGGGCGGACUCCUCUGUGACUUGAAAAGUUGACCUUUUCCCCAUUGAUCUGAUAGAAAUGUUCGUAGGCAGAUGACUGAGUCUGUUUCUGACACUGAGGUAAUCAAAAAAAUAAUCUAACACGAUGUUGAACCAACUCAUCUAAAUAUUUUUGACUAAUUAAUGUUUAAAGUUUAACCACAUUAUGUCAUGUCAUUAUGACAGCAGUAGAAACCAGGGGGACGUGUUCUCUCCUUUGUUUUGGGCCCAGAAUCAGACCUAAUGUUCCGUUCAGUCGUCUGUCAUCACAUGUUCAAGCUAACAGUCCAUUUGUUCCCAUAAUGCCUAGAGUUGUGGGCGGCUCUGCAUCAGUGGAACUGUCUGGGGUCAGCUGGACCACCUCCCCCCACAUGGGGGCCAGAUAAGAUUAGAGCACCUCAGCCCUUUCAGGAAGCCACUUAUAUGAACUGGCAGGAACUCACACUUGAACCACAAACAACUCAUGAAGUCUGAUAUUAUAACCUCGGUAUUAUGUCCAGAACAAAGGUUACAUUUACGUAUGUUUUCCCAAUUAAACCGUUGAAACCAACCCAUUUCACCGACUGGUGUGUUUGUGCAGCCAGUUAUCACAGGUCACACGUGGCUUCUGUAAGUUCCAACUGGACGGUACGUGUCAGAACCUUGUCAGCUGAAUGACGUGUCCCCGUCCAACUCAACGCCACUGAAGCCUAACAUGGAAUGGAAUUGUGAGUCCACUCCAAGUGUCACAGGCUACCAGGAAUAAUAACCUGGUGCCUCUAAUGCUAGACCUAAAUCUUGUGAGCGGCAUUACUGCCAC